AAUAUGUUGGGAGAAGCAAAAAUGAUAGAUGAACCGCUGGGUGAAGAUAUUCCUAAUGAGCUCUCUGAACGUUGGGGAAAAAUCUUAAGGGACGGGUUGGCCAAGGAGGUCAAGCAAUCUCUCGUAGAAAAAAUGCUUAUACCGAGCAAUUUUUUAUUAGCUCGCGCACCCAAGCUGAAUCCAGAGGUUGCUGCAGUCAUUAAUGACGCCGCAAAGAAUCGGGAUUCCCGUUUAGAAAAGGCUCAGAACCAGCUGGGUCACGGCAUUGCGGGUCUGGCCAAUUUAACGAAAGAACUUAUAAAAUCAGAUUUAAAUAAACUUGAUAUUAUCAAGCAAAUUUCGGAAGUGACCCAGAUCUUGUUAGACCUUCACUACGAGGAGUCGAUCAAUAGAAGUAAGCUGAUUGUGCCGCUGCUGGAUAAGAAGUUUUGGAACACAAUAAAAGGUGUCAAACGAGACGAGUAUCUAUUCGGAGAGAAACUUGGCGAGACAAUUAAGAGCUCUAAGGACAUCGAGAAAUCGGGCCAGCAGAUUAAAAAAGCCUUUCAGUUCAACCCGGCGUUUCAGCAUCGUAAGCAAACAGCGCAGCCGGGAAACGCCAGAGCUCCCCCUCGCCAGAACAAGCCGAAGGCGACAUCGACAGCGACGUCGGGCAGGUACCACGAGCAGCACUCUGCGACAUCGGCGAGGAGGACGAACUAUCGUCGCGGGCGUCACUACUCGACCAGCAGGAACGAGCGGAGUCGCCGUUAGAGAGAGUGCCACCCCCUCUGGCGCAACCUUACCCUGGCGUGUGCAGUGUUAUCCGGCAAGCCUACUUGAAGCGCGGCAUACCGGAUGAAUGUAUAGAUAUAAUGUUACGAUCCUUAUCAAAGAAUACUCUUAAUCAGUAUAACGUUGCUUUAAAACAAUGGUUUACCUUUUGUCAGAUUAAUAACAUCGAUGUGUAUAAUGGCUCAAUUGCUGAUAUUUUGAGAUUUCUGACACAAAAGUUUAAUGAUAAUGCUAGCUAUGGCACGUUAAAUUCCUUUCGGUCUAGCUUAUCCUUAAUUAUGGGAAAAGAUCGAGUCAAUAAUGAUUGCAUUUCGAGGUUUUUAAAAGGGGU
This is a messenger RNA of Leguminivora glycinivorella, 1105 nucleotides long. RefSeq lists its product as uncharacterized. The transcript is spliced from 2 exons. The coding region runs from base 4 to 753 and encodes 249 amino acids. Lineage: Eukaryota; Metazoa; Arthropoda; Insecta; Lepidoptera; Tortricidae. The record is from RefSeq and is a predicted model, not a curated record.